Branchiostoma belcheri (Belcher's lancelet) is the source of this 3322-nucleotide messenger RNA. RefSeq names its product nuclear factor NF-kappa-B p105 subunit-like. NCBI's taxonomy places the organism in Eukaryota, Metazoa, Chordata, Leptocardii, Amphioxiformes, Branchiostomatidae. Gene Ontology annotation, molecular function: DNA-binding transcription factor activity, RNA polymerase II-specific; protein binding; RNA polymerase II cis-regulatory region sequence-specific DNA binding. Gene Ontology annotation, cellular component: cytoplasm. The record is from RefSeq and is a predicted model, not a curated record. Gene Ontology annotation, biological process: innate immune response; regulation of transcription by RNA polymerase II; non-canonical NF-kappaB signal transduction. The transcript has 23 exons. The coding region runs from base 220 to 3288 and encodes 1022 amino acids.
GCGGGGUUUUCCCAGGUUUAGGGACUUUACGCUGGAGUCUGGCGUAGUGUUUUUUCCCAAGUCCAAGUCCAAAUCUACCCUGGAACUGCAAACUAACGGGGUUUUACGGCACUUCUGAAGAUCUGGGCGCGAUCUUGAAGACUUUCCGUACUUGUUACGCGUUUGUGAGGUAGAACGGACAAAACUGAGCGCUAAAACGUCGAGGGUUUUGAUUCCGCCAUGUCAGACACAGCGCUGGAGUCGGUGGAAUUACCGGCGUCGCUCGUUAACGAGAUAAUUAACGGGGAGGACGGAGCGCCGGACAUAAGCCUGCUGCAGAAGAUGACGGGGAUGCAGCACGCCAUGAACGGAACUCCAGGAAUGCAGGGACAACCUUACCUACAGAUCACUGAACAGCCCAAAUCUCGCGGUUUCCGUUUCCGGUACGGCUGCGAGGGUCCGUCUCACGGAGGUAUCCCAGGGGUCCACAGUGAGAAGAACAGGAAAACAUACCCAUCAGUCAAGAUCGUAGGUUACCAAGGUUACGCCCGUAUCGUGGUGACCCUGAUGACCAAUGAGGACCAGCCGCGGCCGCACGCCCACUACCUGGUGGGGAAACAGUGUAACGAGGACGGAUUCUGUGUGGUGCAGGUUGGACCCAAGGACAUGUCUGCUACGUUCCCGAACCUUGGUGUCCUCCACGUGACGAAGAAGAACGUUCCGUCCAUCCUGGAGAAGAGGAAGAUGAAGGAGCUGGUCGCCGCGCGGCGCUGCCAGGAGACGGGGAAAAUCAUCCCCGACUUCGACAACCUGAACGAGGACGACAGUAACAAGUACAUCACAGAACAAGACAAGCGUCAGAUUGUGAAGGAGUCCCAGGAGCAGGCUAAGCAGAUGGACCUGAGCGCCGUGCGGGUUUGUUUCCAGGCUUUCCUGCAGGAUGAGAACGGGACGUACACACGGACACUACAACCGGUCAUCUCUGAUGCCGUGUUCGACAGCAAGGCCCCUAACGCGUCGACGCUGAAGAUCUGCCGGAUGGACCGGCACUCCGGCUGUGUGACAGGCGGGGACGAAGUCUUCCUGCUGUGUGACAAGGUGCAGAAAGAUGACAUCCAGGUGCGUUUCUAUGAGGAGGCGGAUGAUUCGACCAAUGGCGGGUCGGAGUGGGAGGCUUACGGAGACUUUGGGCCGGCAGACGUCCACAGACAGUUUGCGAUCGUGUUUAAGACGCCGCCGUACCACAACGUGGCGAUCGAGCGCCCGAUCAGCGUCCACGUCCAGCUGCGCAGAAAGUCAGACGGAGAACUCAGCGACCCCAAACCCUUCACCUAUCAGCCUCAGCAGUUCGACAAAGAAGAGAUCGGUAAGAAGAGGAAGAAGACUGUUCCACACUUCAACACGCACUUCGGUGGCGGGGGGCCGGGAGGGCCCACUGCCGGGGGAGGGGGGUUCGGACCUGGAAUGUAUGGGGGUGGUUUUGGGUUUGGCAGCACCAUCGGAGGCGGUGGAACGUUCCAUUUUGGAGGGGGUGGAGCCUUCCAGGCAUACGGGGGAGCGGGCGGCAUGAAGGACCAAGGUUCCGUGGAUCGACCAAUCAGGCAGCCCGAGGAGGACGAUGACCUGGUCGUCGACAGGGCCCCGCCCGACGACGAUGACCUCAUCACGGACUCCGCCCCGACGGAAGACUCCAUGGCAACAAGCCUGGCGCACAUCGGAGGGGAUGCCCAUGCUGGGCUGAAGGGGCAGUCUGUCAGCAUGGGGCCGCAACCAUGGAAACCCAGCGCCUUCACUAAACCUGCUCCUGCGGACAAACAGAAAGGUCCAGCAGAGACCAGCCGUGCUGCCCUGCAGUACGGAGACGUUGCCUGGCAGCUGGCGGAGAGGACAGCGAACGCGCUGCGUGAUUACGCCAUCACCGGCGACGUGCGAAUGCUUCUCGCCGUGCAGCGACAUCUCACAGCCGUGCAGGACGACGAAGGAGACACGUCGUUGCACCUGGCCAUCAUCCACAGUAACCCGCUGGUCGUUCAGAACCUGCUGCACGUGACCUUGACCCUGCCUGACCCCAGGGUCAUCAACCAGUACAACCACCUCAGACAGACUCCCCUGCACCUGGCGGUGAUUACCCAGCAGCCCCAGGUGGCUGACCUGCUGGUUCGCUGCGGAGCGAACCCCUGGCUCCCCGAUCGCCAUGGCAACUCAGCUGUGCACCUGGCCGCCAAGGCCGGAGAUGAGAAGAGUCUACAGGCCAUCCUGCGGAACAUCCCAGCCCAGGCACCCGGGGUCACCAACACUCCAGACAUCAACGCUCACAACUUUGAAGGGUUCACCCCUGUUCACCUGGCUGUGAUGGCGAGUAACCUUGGGGCGCUGAAGGAGCUGGUCAUGGCCAAGGUCGAGGUGAACGUUCCGGACGGGAAGAGCGGCCGGACGGCUCUGCAUCACGCCGUGGAGAACGAGAACCUCGCCAUCACGGGCUACCUCAUCCUCGAGGCGGGGGCGGACGUUGAUGCGCAGAAUUUUGAUGGGAACACUCCGCUGCACGUGGCGAGCGGCAGGGGCAUGCUGGGAAUGGCGGCCCUGCUCAUGGCGGCCGGCGCCGACCCCAGGCUCGAGAACUACGAGGCCAAGGACGAGGAGGACGAAGGUCAGGAGUCAGAGGUCACCGAGGCCAAGGGUCAGACUCCGCUGGACCUGGCAGCUUCAGAUGAGAUGAGAGACAUCCUGAGUGGGAAGCCGUACGUACCCAAACACCAGCGGCCCGACGUUCCGCACUUCACUCACACCAAAGGCACUGGGGACCUCGGCAGAUUGGACGGCUCGUUGCGGCUGUUCCUUUCCAAGGCACUGGACGAGGCGAACCCCGGACGGGACUGGGCGGCGCUGGCGGAGCGGCUGGGCCUCGGUAACCUUAGCAACGCCUUCAAGCUCCGCCCGAGCCCCACAACCGCUCUGCUGGAGAACUUCGAGAUGAUGGAUGGAACGGUUGCUAAGUUACGGGCAGGGCUGGAGGAGAUUGGCCGUCAUGACGCCAUCAGCAUCAUCGACGGAGCCGUGAAGGCCAAGCCUGAUGUUGCCAUGGCAACAGAACCAGUUACCAUGGCAACUGGACCAGCCUUGCUGGAGCCAGGGAAGGUCAGAGGUCACAUCACCAGCCCGACCUUUGACUCGGGGCUGGAACAGUCCAUUGUGUCCAUGCAGCUGUCCAGCGGGGGUGGCAGCCUCCCUGAGGGGAUGACAGACAUCGGGCACCACAAGGGGACGGGGCAGGCCGAGGCCACAGCGAGAGCAGCAGACGUUCACUAGUCCAGUCCACAGGCUAACAGUCACAUCCAGAACU